This is a messenger RNA of Amborella trichopoda, 4010 nucleotides long. It is a transcript of the gene EMB25, whose product is annotated as DEAD/DEAH box helicase. The record is from RefSeq and is a predicted model, not a curated record. NCBI's taxonomy places the organism in Eukaryota, Viridiplantae, Streptophyta, Magnoliopsida, Amborellales, Amborellaceae. Gene Ontology annotation, biological process: nuclear-transcribed mRNA catabolic process, 3'-5' exonucleolytic nonsense-mediated decay. Gene Ontology annotation, cellular component: Ski complex. Gene Ontology annotation, molecular function: ATP binding; nucleic acid binding.
CGCACCAAUGAGCUCUCUCUGGAGAGAGAGAAACGGAGGCAUGCAAGCACUUGCCUCUCCCUCUCUUUGGCCCUGCUGCGAACAUUUGCAGGGCACAAAAAGGUACUGGAGAGCACGGGCAAACAAUUCAGUCUUCGCUCUCUACUCUCCUUGGAGGCCCACAUUGCGGUGGGCGAGAGCGCUUAGCAACUUCCUUCACUCAUCCUCUCCCUCUCCACUUUCUGCUGUUGGCGAGAGCACUUAUCCUCUCAACAAGCCAUUCUCCGGUGAUGACGAGGAAGAUGAUGAAGCUGCUGAAGAAUAUGAUGAAGCUGCUGAAGAAUAUAAGGCAAUCUACAAUGAUGAUGAAGUGUUAACCAGGGCUUCUGAAGAAGAAGAUGAUGAUGAUGAGGAGGAGGAGUUGGAAGGAGAAGAUGAUUUUGAUGUCAAGGAAGAUGAGGAAGUCUCCGGGUUUGUCUCCAAAUCUCCAUUGUCAAGAUUUGGAGAGCACAAGUGGCAGAGAGUCGAGAAGCUGCGUUCUAGAGCUCGGGAAUUCGGGGCGGAUAUCAUUGAUUUGGAGGAUAUCAUCUCCAUCUAUGACUUUCCAAUUGAUAAGUUUCAGUGCUUAGCUAUUCAAGCAUUCUUGAGGGGCUCUUCAGUUGUAGUAUCUGCACCAACAAGUAGUGGAAAGACUUUGAUAGCAGAAGCUGCAGCAACUGCUACUGUAACAAAGGGAAGGCGGCUGUUGUACACUACUCCUUUGAAAGCUCUAUCGAACCAAAAAUUCCGAGAGUUCCGGGAAACAUUUGGUGAAAGCAGUGUUGGCCUUCUCACUGGUGAUUCUGUAAUAAAUAAAGAUUCUCAAAUUUUAAUUAUGACUACAGAGAUUCUUCGCAAUAUGUUAUACCAAAGUGUUGGCAUGAUCGCGGAGGGAAGUAGAUUAUUCCAAGUUGAUGUGAUUGUGUUGGAUGAAGUGCACUAUCUUAGUGACAUUUCUCGUGGCACUGUUUGGGAGGAGAUAGUGAUUUAUUGCCCGAAAGAGGUUCAGCUUAUAUGCCUUUCUGCAACAGUUGCAAACCCUGAAGAGCUAGCUGGUUGGAUUGGGCAGAUUCAUGGUCCUACAGAGUUGAUAACGUCGACCAAGCGACCUGUUCCCUUGAAUUGGCAUUUCUCUUUGAAGAAUUCCUUGUUACCACUUCUUGAUGAGAAAGGAACGAAGAUGAACAAGAAGCUCUCACUUGCUCAUCUACAACGCUAUGCUUUGGGAGCCAUGUCCUAUCGGGAGGAAGGUUUGGGAAGGCGGAAAGCUAGAAAGGGUGAGAGAGAGCGAAGCUAUGGUACCAUCCCCACUGACUUUGGUGAAUCAUCAUUAUCAGAGAAUGACAUAAAUAUAAUACGUCGCUCACAAGUUCCUCAGGUGAGAGACACAUUGAGGCAUCUCAGGGCAAGGGACAUGCUUCCAGCUAUUUGGUUUAUUUUUAGCCGGAAAGGAUGUGAUGCAGCUGUUCAAUACCUUGAGGAAUGUAUGCUAUUGGAUGAUUGUGAAAUGGAUGAAGUUGGAUUGGCUUUGAAGAAGUUUCGUACCCAGUACCCAGAUGCGAUUAGAGAAGUGGCUGUCAGAGGCCUUAUGCGAGGGGUUGCAGCUCAUCAUGCCGGUUGCUUGCCUCUAUGGAAAUCAUUUAUUGAAGAGCUUUUCCAGAGGGGCCUUAUCAAGGUUGUGUUUGCUACAGAGACUCUAGCAGCUGGAAUCAAUAUGCCAGCAAGAACAGCUGUUAUUGCAUCCCUGAGUAAAAAGAUUGAUACUGGACGCAUCCUCUUAAGUUCAAAUGAGCUGUUGCAAAUGGCUGGUCGAGCUGGUCGUCGUGGUAUUGACAAACAGGGCCAUGUUGUUCUUAUCCAGACCCCAUUUGAAGGAGUCGAAGAAUGCUGCAAGCUUCUCUUUGCUGGUCCAGAACCUCUUGUGUCGCAAUUUACUGCUUCAUAUGGGAUGGUGUUGAAUCUUUUGGCAGGUGCCAAUGUUACUCGCGGAUCCAAAGAAGCAGAUGUUCUGAAGGUUUUUCGUGCAGGAAGAACACUAGAAGAAGCUCGGCAAUUAGUGGAACAAAGCUUUGGUAACUAUGUUGGGAGUAAUGUCAUGGUGGCUGCAAAAGAAGAGCUUAGCAGGAUAGAAGGGGAAAUUGAAAUGCUAACUGUAGAAGUUAGCGAUGAAGCUGUUGACAGAAAAAGUAGGGAAAAAUUGCUUGGGUCAUCAUACAAUGAGAUAAUUAAACUGCAGGAAGAACUAAGGGCACAAAAACGACUCCGGACUCAAUUGCGGAAAAGAAUGGAACUUGAAAGAGUGCAAGCCUUGAAGCCACUUUUGGCUGAACUGGAAAGCGGGCAGUUACCCUUUAUAUGUUUACAAUAUAAAGAUAAUGAUGCUGUCCAUCACCUCAUUCCUGCUGUGUACUUGGGAAAGAUCGAUUCAGUCUCUUCUACCAAAUAUUUGAUUAGUGGAGAUGGUGUCCUUGAUAUUGCAGAUGCAGAGUUGGAUUUGAGUGAUGACGAUGACUUUCAAGGAACAAAUGUUGUUGAACCUUCACAUUAUGUGGCUCUUGGUUCAGAUAAUUCUUCGUAUAUGUUCACUGAGAAUUGGAUUAAGGCCAUAUACACAGCAGGCUUACCUGACAAUCCGUUGUCUCAAGGUGAUGCAUCGCCUAGGGAAAUCAUGAGGGGACUUCUUGAGAAAGAAGGAUUACAAUGGGAAAAGCUUGCGAAGUCAGCAUUUGGUUCUUUAUGGUCUAUGGAAGGCUCCCUUGAGACAUGGUCAUGGAGUUUAAAUGUGCCAGUUUUAAGUAGCCUUUCAGAAGAUGAUGAGGUUCUGAAGCUGUCAGAAGUGUAUCAUGAGGCUGUGGAGAGUUACAAGGACCAGAGAACUAAAGUUUCGAAGUUAAGGAAACAAAUCUCCAGAACAAAAGGCUUUGCUGAAUUUAAAAAGAUCAUGGACACAGCCAACCUUACCAAGGAAAAGAUUAAGCGGUUGAAAGCUAGAUCUAUUCGUUUAGUCAACCGGAUUGAACAGAUUGAACCAUCAGGUUGGAAGGAGUUUUUACAGGUAAGCAAUGUCAUACAUGAAGCAAGGGCUAUGGACAUUAAUACACAAUUGUUGUUUCCCCUUGGUGAAACUGCAUCCGCAAUCCGUGGAGAAAAUGAACUCUGGCUCGCAAUGGUUCUUCGUAAUAAAAUUUUCUUGGACCUGAGGCCAGCACAGCUUGCUGCUGUUUGUGGAAGUUUAGUUUCGGAAGGCAUUAAAGUGCGUUAUUGGAAAAGUCAUAGCCAUAUCUAUGAGCCAUCAUCUAUUGUCACCGGCACUAUUGAUUAUUUAGAGGAGCAAAGAAGAUCCCUUUUGCGGAUCCAAGCCAAACAUGGAGUGGAGAUUCCUUGUGAAUUGGAUGAUCAGUUUUCUGGAAUGGUUGAGGCAUGGGCAUCUGGCUUAACUUGGAGGGAAAUAAUGAUGGACUGUGCAAUGGAUGAUGGAGAUCUUGCCCGCCUCCUACGGCGUACAAUUGAUAUACUCUCUCAAAUUCCAAAAUUGCCAGAUAUCGACCCAUCACUUCAGAACAAUGCAAUUCUAGCAUCCAAUUUAAUGGACAGAGUACCCAUCAAUGAGCUUGCAGGAUGAAUUAUUUUGUAACAUCCAUAGUUCCCAUUUGGAAGGCACAGAGAUCUACUGUGUGAAGUCUGGUGGUAAUUCAGUCCUUGCACUAUUUUCAUUGGGUUUAGUUUCCAUCCAAACACAUAUAACAUGGGCUGUGAGGUCCUGGGUGACGGUUCUCUGAUUACUACUAGACAAUGGUGCUUCACGAGUUAAACCUUGUAUUAUGACCUGCACAACUUGGGACUUCAGAUGACAGGAGUUUCAUAUUCGAUUCAUCCCUUGUCUUAUAUCUUGUCCAAUGUAGUAUGUAAUGUUACUGUUAUAAUUGCCUAAUUUGUAUUCCAUUCUCAUAUGUGGUUUAUCAAUCAUAAAUUUUAGUCUACAACAUUUUCUC